Suillus discolor is the source of this 1362-nucleotide messenger RNA. RefSeq lists its product as uncharacterized. Lineage: Eukaryota; Fungi; Basidiomycota; Agaricomycetes; Boletales; Suillaceae. The transcript is spliced from 5 exons. Bases 1 to 1362 code for a protein of 453 amino acids. The record is from RefSeq and is a predicted model, not a curated record.
AUGUCUUCUGAAACUGUCGACCUAAUAUGUGGCCUAUUGGGAAUGCAAGUUCUGAAGGAAAGCAAGACCUUGAAAUGGAAGAAUAAUCAUAUCACAAUUCUUCCUACACUUUCUACUGAUGAGAACGUGAAUGCUUGCGACUCUGUUGACAUUCCGAUCAUCAGGUUUAUGGCCCAGUUUCCACCCUCACUAUCAUCUUCAAAGAAUGUUUUGCACUUGAAGGCAUAUGCGCUCGCGGAAGAAGAUAUCUUGGAUGUCGUUGGGAACGCGCUCAGGUCCAACAUCCCCAUUGUUAUCAGUGGCGUGGCAUAUGAUGGAUUGGAUGGUGACCCAUCAGUGGAAUACCUAGACAAAUAUUUCGCCAUUUCUCCAAAUCGUCCUCAUUUAGAUGUUAUAAUGCAAUCCAUAGAUCAUGUGAACCCCACAAUAAAUGGCACGAUUGAGUCGUUCUUCGACUCUAUGACAGACCCAACAAGCAUUCAAUGCAUCCUUGACAUUCCACUUGCACAAACCUCACUUCCAUGGGCUCUCCAGAACAUCGACCAUGGUAUUGUCCAUGGUUGGAAUCAAAGCGUUCAUACCGUUCCAAUCUCAUCGAAUGUUCAUCCUCACAAUUUUACUGUGAGGGGAUGGGGAAUGGCGCACCAAGCUGGAUUUCUCAUGUACCCCCAUCAUGACGUGGAAGGUACAUUGACCUGGGUUAGGAUGGAAGUUGGCGUAAAGUUUUGGGUAUUAUUCUGGCUGAAGGAUCAACACGAUGAUUGGAGUCACAUUCAAAACAUCGCAACACAACUCAUUAACUUUGUGGAGAACAAAGCCUGGUUGAAGAAACACUGCAACACUGGGUUAAUAACACUUCGUCCUGGGGAUAUGCUUAUACAGCCACCUGGCACGAUGCAUGCGGUUUACACUCCAGUGGCCUCCUUUGCUACAGGAGGCCACUUCUAUCACUAUUUGUGCAUGCAUCUCACCGAGCUCGCCAGAUACAUCGACGUCAAAGUAGGCGACUCGAUGACAAACCAAGCUCUCGACCAUGCAUUAGAGACUCUUCGUCACAUGGUGAUCGCAAUACCUUAUUUGUCGUCAACAAUAUCUUUAUCCAAGCGGCCAUUACUCAGUCUAUGCAUGAUGGCUACCAGUUCCAAGCAUUAUCACGCAAAGGGGAGUAAUCACAGGUCUGUGUGUGAUAGGGAGACAGCAAAGCCAAGCAUGGACAUCUCAGAUGUCAUUCUUGAGUUUUUAGGAACAUCUCAAUGGGUUUCAGCAAGUCAUAUACUCUACCAGGGUAAUCAGUUUACAGCCAGAGAUCUUGUAGACAGGAAGGAGCUUGACCGUGCCCUGACACAAUCUCUAGAGUUGUAA